Molecule: messenger RNA, 1936 nt
Organism: Zea mays
Lineage: Eukaryota; Viridiplantae; Streptophyta; Magnoliopsida; Poales; Poaceae
Exons: 9
Coding region: 534-1583 (349 amino acids)
Source: RefSeq, a predicted model, not a curated record
GUAGUGGUGGGCCUAAAAUUUGCAUUACCCUUAAUGAAUAUGGACAACCAGUUGGUAGGAACAGCAAAGAGUUUGGUAAUUUCAUAGGAACUUUGGUGAGGAAAAAUAUCCCUGUUUCUUGUGAGGAUUGGAGACUAGUUGAUUCUAAAAAGAAGUUUGAGUUAUGGACAAAAGUGAAGGAAUACUAUGAAAUGGAUGAAUCUGGUAUAGAUUAUGUUAUAACAUCUGCAGCAAAAAAGUGGAGAGAGUUUAAGGCUGACCUAAAGAACAAAUAUUUUGAUGAAACAUUGAGUUUUGAAGAGCUUAUUGCUAAAAGGGAUGAAAGGGUGAAAGAAUCUGAUUGGGAGUGGUUGAUAACUUAUUGGAUGUCUCCAGAAGCCGAGGUACAUGCUGGUUUGUUUUGAAUACUUUUUUGAGAUACAAACCUUCAUUAAACUAUUGUAUGGAUGAAUUUGUAUUAUUGUUUUGAUAGAUUCAUAUUUAUGUUGUAGGUUCAUUCAAACAGAGGUAAAGAUAACCGUUCAAAGCUGACUAUGUCGCAUGCAGCUGGCAGCAAGAGUUAUGCUCGUGUGGGUCAUGAACUGGCCGAGCAACAAGGACGCCCUGCGAGAAGAGAUGAAAUAUAUGUUAGAACACACACGCGUAAGAACAAAGAAGGGGAUAUUGUGCCUCUACCUGGAGCAGAAAUAUUCAUUAAUAAAUUUGAAGAAGCUGUUGCUGAGAACCCAGAACUGAAGGACAGAAGUAUUGAAGAUGGUGAUUUAUAUGCACAUGUUUUUGGAGAGAAAGAACCAAGAGGUCGUAUUCGUGGUUUAGGCUUAGGACCAACUCCACAAGAUGUAGGCACCCCUGGAACUCAAAUGAAAAUAUCAACAAAGCUUCAAAUGGCAUUGCAAGCUCGCAGUCAGUCUGAGCAAGAGGUUAGAGCCUUAAGACAGGAUAUGAACCAAAUGAAAGAAAAAAUGGAUCAAAUUUAUCAAAUGAUGGUAGCAGCUCAAGGGGUGCAACAUAUAGAAAGCCCAUCACAACAUGGGUCUAAUUCUCGACAGAACUCAAGGGUGCAUCGUUCAGAUGAGGUAGCACAUGAUUACAAUGGUAAUAACCAUUCACAAAAUAUGGUUGAAGAUGACUUCCAACUUACUAGGCGAGUUGCAAGCACUAUGGGUCGUCUAAGGAAUCGUGAAGAUGUUAAUACUAUUGAAGAGCAAAGUCACAGGCGAGACAUUGCAACAAUGGUACCUCAAAGAAAUCAUGGAUCAUCUCAAAAUGCAGAUGAUAAUCCUGUUGGUAAAGAAGUGAUAUUAUAUUCUAUGAUGAGAUCAGAAGUUCCUGUUGCAAUAGCAAAUAUUAUCUCAACCGACCCAACCACUAAGGUGGGAGAUGUUCCUCUUGGAAGGGAGUUCACACAGGUUUUUGUGACUCGCGUGCUAAAAAGGGAAAGUACUCUGCCACGACCAUACUUAGGUGUAGAGAGUAUGGGAGAUGCUCUUUUUAUGCCCGUUGCAUGGCCAACAAACAAGAUGGGUCGUAACAAAAAAUCAACGUUGACCCAAGGUUCUACAGCAGCAGAACUUAUUCGGUGAUCUUUUGACCCAUCUUUGCUGAUACCGACAAAGUACGCAUGCUGCUGUUGUCAAGGGAAGAGGUGCUGGAAGCAAGGAUCAGAGUGCUUGAAGUGUGUGAAAAAUGAUUACUCGCAUGCAUGCUAGCCGUUGGCGUAACACCCAGCUGAUGGAGAGAUUUUAGUUUGCUAGAUGAAUCUUUAGACUUUGCAUGUAAUAGAACUGAAAGAUCACUUCAGAAUUUAGAAAACAUGUAUGCUAUUAUUUUUAUAUGUUCAUCACACAAAUUGUGUUCCAAAACAAUAUAUGUUGGAAUUCAAAGUCAAAGAUUGAUCUCUUUCUUUUAGUAAUCAAAUUUCAUAUAUUCUGAGCUA